Funneliformis geosporum is the source of this 205-nucleotide messenger RNA. The record is from the annotation of a GenBank genome assembly. Lineage: Eukaryota; Fungi; Glomeromycota; Glomeromycetes; Glomerales; Glomeraceae.
AUGGAAAAUAAUGAAGUUUGUGGUGAUGAUGAAUGUAUUGAUGGCAAUGACAGCGAAGAUGAUGACGGUGUUAUAGAUUAUGAUAAUAUUGAAGAUGAUGAUGAUAACGAAGGUGAUGACAAAAAUGAUGAUAAAUUACCUGCUGAAAGACUAACUAUUUCAGUUAGUGAACUUUUAGAAACAAGCGAUGGCUAUCUUUUAGAAG